Messenger RNA from Oxyura jamaicensis (ruddy duck), 2844 nucleotides. Its product is annotated as transmembrane 4 L6 family member 1-like. The record is from RefSeq and is a predicted model, not a curated record. The transcript is spliced from 6 exons. Gene Ontology annotation, cellular component: membrane. The coding region runs from base 169 to 756 and encodes 195 amino acids. Lineage: Eukaryota; Metazoa; Chordata; Aves; Anseriformes; Anatidae.
CUGGAGAGGAACCACUGUUUGUUUAGCAAAGGCCAUCGCCCGAAAACAUCGCUGUGCCUCUCAGGCUGCCACGCUCCAGGAACGGGGAGCUGGGAAGCUGGACGCAGGCUGCAGGAAGCUCUGGGGCCUGGAGGCCAUCUUAGGCCCAUAUAAAAGCAGCAAGCUACCAUGUGCACAGGGAAGUGUUCGAAGUGCAUUGGGAUCACCCUGUUCCCACUGGCUCUAUGUGCUAUAGUCUCCAACAUCCUCCUCUACUUCCCCAAUGGGCAAGUUCUGCAGCUCAGUGAGAUAACCGAUCUGGUUUGGUUCUUCCAUGGCAUCCUGGGAGCUGGGAUACUGGCUAUUCUGCCGGCAUUCAUGAUGCUGGGAGCAGGCGGAGCAGGAUGUUGCGCUAACAGAUGUGGGAUGCUGCUGUCAGUGUUUCUGUCUCUUCUGGGACUCGUGGGAGGAGUGUACUGUGCAGUCUUCUCCUCAAUGGGUCUGAUUGGGGGCCCUCUGUGUGACACGGGUGAUGGAGAAUACAUCUACCCUUUCAGGAACAACACUCUGGAAUACAAUUAUUUGUUCAACCAAACAACGUGGAGCAUUUGCAAAGAACCUGAAAACAUCAUCCUUUGGAAUAUUGUCCUUUUCUCCAUUCUCUUGGCCAUUGGUGCGAUUGAGGCUGUUCUUUGUUUCAUUCAAGUUGCAAAUGGAAUUAUUGGCUUCAUAUGUGGCACGUGUAUGAGGAAAAAGACAAAUAUUUUGGGAAUGUGAACAACCUGCAGGGGAUGCCAGGACAUGCCCUGAACUGAAAAUUCAUGUUUAAUAAGGAUAGUGCAUUGUGCUGUAUUUAUGGGGGGAAGAAAGGAACCCCCAAAUAUUCAGGAGUUUCAGGAGGGUAAAUUGCUCUUUUUUUUUCUUUUUUUUUUCUUUUUUUUUUCUUUUUUUUUUAAUAAAGAAGUCAAGGUGGAAAAUGGCUAGAUCAUUUAAAUCUGAGACUCCAAAUUUUCAUCUCUCUACAUAUUCCUUCUAAAUCUCAGGUACUGCAAAAACACAGAUCUGUCUGGUCCCAGCUGCUGUGCUUGUGCUUAAAAUGUAGAUGUCCUCAGAUAAAAGCUCACCAUUUGCCCUCUUAUAUAUAUGGGAAACAACCUCUGACAACGUACACAUUUUAUCAGCUGCACAAGGCAGGAUGUAAAUAGCUCUGGCUGGAUGUAAAGUGCUUCCCAUUCCCCCCAAACCUGCCUUAAGCUCACCUGUCUGUUCCUGUUAACUUGCUACCCAGGGACCCAAGUUUACAUUAGGGUCUGCAGAUAAUAUGUUGAGCAGCAUGAAGGCAAAUGAAGCACAGUUUUCAGCCUCUCUCAGCCACCCUGGAGCCAAAUCCCCUUCUCCUUUGGUAUUUUGCUGUCACGUCUUGCAAAAUCCAGUGCGCUCCUAAAUCAGUUCUUCAGGACAACUUGAUAGAUGUGAUGGUCCUAGAGGAGCAUUUGCGUCAAUGUAGACAGUAGGUUUUGGAACAAGAGUUCAACUAUGUCCAGUUAAAAAAAAAAAAAAAAAAAAAAAAAAAACCCCAGCAACAAUUUUACCCUCAUGAGACUGUGUAGGAGUCUCAUGAAUUUCCACACAGGGCUGUUCUAGAAUAGAUCACUUGCACAAGCAAUUAACUGGUGAAGAUAAACAUUAAAUCAAUACUGGUAGUAAUUACGUGCAGCUCAGUAACAAAUAAGAGAUACAAUCUGCAAGGCAACAAAUUGCAUCAGUUGUGGUGUUACAGCAACUAGGAUCCCAACAAGGAUCUGCGUAAUUCUCCAUCAUCAACCAAGAUCAAGCCCUUGAUGCUGAAGUCCAUGACUGGCAAAUUUCAGGAACCCCAUCAGUUCAACGACUUCCUCUAGGCUCCAUUGUAGGACAUGCCCCUUAUUUCCCUGAGUCAGGCAAACUGUAAGAAAUUGUUUCCAUCCUGAAUGCAUGCACACAGUUAUGAAAACCUGAGUAUAUUUUAAGUACUUGGAAUCCUUUUUUCAAAAAGAGGCAUUUUUGUUUUUUCCAUCCAAUGUUGUUCAUAUUUCUGCAUUGUUGCAAAUCACUUGAACAGACACAGAGUUUCCAGACACACACAGCUGUCUGUGCCAUCUUCUGAUGCAGCACACAAAACCCUUCACACAAACUGGUGAAGGAAACAUCAGUUGUGCUAAGAAGAUGAGCACACAUACACUUCUUUGGAGCACAGCUUCACUCCUAAAAGCAGGAAACCUGUGUUAUAAAGUUUAGAAGCACCUUUUGUAAAACAAGUGUAAGACCUGUGGAGGUUUGCAAACAUGACUAGGUGCAUUCAAACCCACCAGGUGGCUUAAAAAGCUGAUGUGCAUUGUAAGCAGUGAAGCCUGGGCAGUGUACUACCCACAGCAGAUAUCAAACUAAAGCCUACUGAUUCAGCCAGGAAAAGAGACAAGGAGGCAGCUAGAAGUAAUGUCCAGCAUGCAGUCAGACUGAGAGAUACUCUACCUGCAGCAGAAAGGCUGUUAUGAGCUCUUCGUGGUCCUCAAACAUCAGCCCUGCCCUCAUUCUUUGUCUCCCUGACUUUUAUCUCAAUGAGAGAGCCAGUUUGGGCUGUGCCAGCACCAGGAUAAGGAGAUACCCACUGGUACGUAUCAUCCCCACCACAGAGGGGUACAUGUGCUGCUGCCAUCUGCUUGUACCAAGCUGCCCUGCCCUGGGGGUGUUUGGUGCCAUGCCUGUGUACUGGGGAUGUUUGGUGUCAUGCCUGUGUACUAAUGAGGAUGCCAUCUGUCCUGAGCACUCUGUAAUCACUGGCUUCACUGAUACGUGUAAAUAUUAAAUAUUGUUAUUCUGAAGUUA